Messenger RNA from Owenia fusiformis, 576 nucleotides. The record is from the annotation of a GenBank genome assembly. NCBI's taxonomy places the organism in Eukaryota, Metazoa, Annelida, Polychaeta, Sabellida, Oweniidae.
GAUUGCAAUCAUUUAUCACAAUUAAUUAUACUUCCAGUUCAGAUUACAAGUCACUAAGACUCAUUAACUAAAAUGAAAAUGGUAGUAAGAAAUUCAGCAAUUAUUGCAUUUAUUUUUGUAAUGGUGCAGACCAUCUGGUUCCAAAUAACAAUAUGGACAUCACUAGAGAAUGUGCCGUUACCAGUUAUGGAUAAGCGAUAUCCAGAGAUGCUAGAAGUGUCAGAUAAGGGGAACUACAAUAACUACCACAGUUCUAGAGAUAGGACCUUUAAAGCAACUGAUAAAACUACUGACAAUUCAGAUGUGGCCACUGAAAGUCCUAAUAAGAUCACUGGUAUUGCGGAUGAAACAAAUGGAAAUAUAAACAGGACUGGGGAAAGUCCAGAUGAGAUCUCUAAAAAUGCAGAUAAUACCAUUGGAAAGGGAGAUAAGAACACUGAAAAUGCAGAUAAUACCAUUGGUAAGGGAGAUAGGAACACUGAAAAUGCAGAUAAUACCAUUGGAAAGAGAGAUAAGAACACUGAAAAUGCAGAUAAUACCAUUGGAAAGGGAGAUAAGAACAAUGAAAAUGCAGAU